This is a messenger RNA of Rotaria sordida, 525 nucleotides long. The record is from the annotation of a GenBank genome assembly. Lineage: Eukaryota; Metazoa; Rotifera; Eurotatoria; Philodinida; Philodinidae.
AAUCUUCUACUUAAAAUAGCAUCUAGUAUUUUAAAUCGUAUACUAUCCUAUUUUCUCACUGAGUGAAUAAAGAAACAAAUUUGUUGUAUAUAUUUAGAUGGAUCAUUAUUUACUCAAAAAUACAAACAUCAAAUAUCACAUCUUAAUAUAAUGAUUAAUGAUGAUAAUACAGCUUUACGAGUAAAAAAUGUUGCUACCAAUAUUUUCACAAAUAUUCUUAUGAUAGUGCGUAAUUUUAAUGAUUGUCUUUGUUUACUUGAUGGAUGUCUUAAUCAAUUGCAUACAUUUAUUGUCAAAAUUGAUAAUAUUGAUGAUUUAUCAAUGACUAUUCAGAAAAAGAGAACUCUAUCUAAUCUACGAUGUUUUUCGUUAAUUUCAACUGAUCAAACAGAUAAGUAUGAUAUUGGAAUUGUACCAUUUCUUCAUCAAAUGUCACAAUUGGAAAAACUUACAUUAUCUCUUAUUGUUCUAAAUCGAAUUUCAUUCAUUGAUGGUACAAAUUAUACAAUUAUUACGAACUUCUGA